CCAACCCCAUAACCUUUCCAGUUUCCACCCUCUUGAAUCUUCUUUUCUUUCAACCUCCAACUUUUUUUUUUCUCUCCUCCCAAACCAACAAAAUACCCAUGUCUACAAAACCCUUACCCACCAGCACCACCCCAAACUAUGGCACAAUCCCCACAACCACCACAACAACAACCACUUCCUCUAUCGACACAUUCAUCACAUGCGCUACCAAUCAAACUCGAACCCUAAUCUCAUACCGCCGUCCAUGGCGAGAAUUCCUCUCUCUCUCCUCCUUCUCCCUCCCCACCUCCUACACAACCGCCAUGUCUCGCACACGCCGCAACCUCAAUUACUUCCGCUUCAACUACUCCUUAAUCAUCCUCAUCAUCCUUUUCCUCAGCCUUUUAUGGCACCCCUUUUCCAUGAUCGUCUUCUUAGCUGUUUUCAUUCUCUGGGUUUUCCUCUAUCUAUCGAGAGACGACCCAAUUGUCGUAUUUCAUCGAUCAAUUGAUGAUCGAUAUGUUCUUCUUGCAUUAAGCCUAUUAACUGUUUUGGCGUUGGUUUUAACCAGCGUUGCGACUAAUGUGCUGGUUUCGCUUGCGAUUGGGGUUGGGGUUGUGGGUUUACACGCUGCGUUGCGGAGUGUUGAUGAUUUGUUUUUGGAUGAAGAUGAAGUUAUUGCUGAUGGUGGGGUUGUUUCUAGCUUUGAAGGUCAGCCUUUGAGACCCACGUUUGCUAGAGUUGUUUGAUUUUUUUUACUAGAUUUUUUUUUGUCAAGUGUAAAUUUGAUGGGUUUUUGUUAGUUUGUUUUUUUUAUUUUGUUGUACACUGGGAAAUUUUAUCAGCAAUUAGGAGAAAAUAAUUGGAGUUAUUAUUAUGAAUGAAGUCUGAAUUUGAUUUGUGGACAUUUACAAAAAUAUGUCUGUUUAUCUGCUAGUUUUGAUUUUGAACAACUGGUUGAAUUGAAUGGUUUUGGGCAUUUGUUGCUCAUUGAAGUUGACAA
Molecule: messenger RNA, 982 nt
Organism: Beta vulgaris subsp. vulgaris (sugar beet)
Lineage: Eukaryota; Viridiplantae; Streptophyta; Magnoliopsida; Caryophyllales; Amaranthaceae
Product: PRA1 family protein E
Exons: 1
Coding region: 99-728 (209 amino acids)
Biological process (GO): vesicle-mediated transport
Cellular component (GO): Golgi apparatus; endoplasmic reticulum
Source: RefSeq, a predicted model, not a curated record